CCACGUCUGAUGUCGAUGGCUGUCGCGCUUUCCAUGGCAGAUUGCCGGAGCCUCAUUCGCCAUCUAUUUCUCACUUUCACUGGGUUUCCAUUUCCCCAUUUCCCCACUUUCCCAUUUUCCACAUUUCCUUUCCCUUUCUUUCCGUUACUCUCUCUCUCUUCCUCUGUUCCUUUUUUUUUUAUUCUCUCUCUGUGUCUCUCUCUCUCCCUUGACAUUUCACGCGCACUCCAUACUCACACUCUCCUCACUUUACUUGUCGGGCUUUCCCUUCUCUCUCUCCCUGAUCCAAAAACCCAACUCAAUGUUUAUGUAAAUCUUGUAAAUCUUGUAAUUGGAUCGCUUCAUCUUCACUAUUGGGUCUCAUCCCAUACCCCUUCUUUUCGAACUGCUAAGAUUUGGGUUUCAUUGAUUUGCAGGUUUUGGUCAAACAAAAAAGGACCCAUUUGUUUAUUUCAUCGGAUUAUCAUGUAAUUGGGACUCUGGAGUUGGGAAUUACUGCCACUCAGCUCAUAUUCACAGUGACCAACAUAGAGAAUUUGUGUUUUGAAGCUUAGAUUUGGCCAUGGAGAAACUUCCUGAUGCAGAAGUUAGCUCAAUUUUGAGUUUGUCUGCGGCUUUGUCGUAUGGGGCUGCUUCCAUGGCAAUGGUUUUUAUCAAUAAAGCAGUUCUUAUGGAGUACUCACAUUCAAUGACACUUCUCACUGCCCAGCAAUUGGCAACUGCUUUGCUUAUACACGUUGGUCGAAGAUUGGGAUACACAAGGUCAAGAGGAUUAGAAAUGAGCACUGCGAAAAAACUUCUCCCAGUGUCGCUGUUCUAUAAUGCUAAUGUGGCGUUUGCUUUGGCCAGUUUGAAGGGAGUUAAUAUUCCCAUGUAUAUUGCAAUCAAAAGACUCACACCUCUCGCUGUGCUUAUAGCUGGGUUCGUCUCAGGAAAGGGGAAACCCACAAUACAGGUGUCUCUUUCAGUAAUAUUGACUGCAGGAGGGGUUGUGAUAGCUGCACUGGGAGAUUUUUCGUUUGACUUUUUUGGAUAUAGCAUGGCUCUCACUUCUGUUUUUUUCCAGACCAUGUACCUUGUGUUGGUGGAGAAAUCUGGGGCAGAGGAUGGGCUAUCAUCAGUUGAGAUCAUGUACUAUAACAGCUUUCUGUCUCUUCCAGUUUUGAUGUUUCUCAUUGUAGCUACAGGAGAAUUUCCAAAUUCUUUAUUAUUACUAAUUGCAAAGAGUAAUUCGUUUUAUUUUUUGGUGAUCCUUAUUCUUUCAUUUGUUAUGGGCAUUGUUCUCAACUACACCAUGUUCUUAUGUACCAUAGUCAACUCUGCUCUAACAACAACUAUCGUUGGAGUCCUAAAAGGGGUUGGCUCUACGACCCUUGGUUUUGUCUUACUGGGUGGUGUGCAAGUGCAUUUUCUGAAUGUGACUGGACUAGUUAUCAACACGGCUGGCGGAGUUUGGUAUUCAUUUGCCAAAUAUCAGCAAAGGAAGAGCAAGCCCCCGAAGCGGAUUUCAGACGUGGAGGCUCAUCAUAAAUGAAAUUAAUAUCGAAAGAUCACAUACGAUUGCUAACAGCUGCUUUCUGUUUUUACCAUUUGCUUCUAUUUUCAUCAAACAUGGCUAUUAGUUCUUUGAAGAACAAUGAUACAUGGUUCAUGUUGACUUUGUUGAAUCUUGAAAUUUAGGUAUUACAGAAAGCAAAUACCCUAGUUCGUGUUUUCGGAUAGAUUAGCCCUUGAGAAGAAAAAUCUUCCAGGGUUCAGGUUAUAUCAGAAUGGGUCUCCCAGGCUCCUCCAUGCACAUGCACUUGUUUUCCUGUUGUGCUAGUACAUCCUUCACUUGAAUAAUAAUAUCCUUUGUUGUUCUCCCAUACU
Prunus mume (Japanese apricot) is the source of this 1869-nucleotide messenger RNA. Lineage: Eukaryota; Viridiplantae; Streptophyta; Magnoliopsida; Rosales; Rosaceae. The record is from RefSeq and is a predicted model, not a curated record.